GAUGCUCAUCCUUCCGCUCAGCAAUGAACCAAGUCCUCGCGCUCGCCUUGACUCUCGUCCUCACGUGCCUGCUCGCAGCCCAGCAGGCCGCCGCCGUCGGCGUCUGCAAGCAGUCGGAGCUGGGCUCGCUGCUCACGAACCCCAACACGACGGCGUGCGCCAGCGACUCAGGCGUCGUGUUCGCCGACCUGGACGGCACGCCGUCGGACGCGCAGUUGACGAGUUUUUGUGAGACCGACACGUGUCUGUCGCUCAUGGCCGCGAUCCUCGCCAUCGACCCGGAGGACUGCACGCUGCCGCUGAACGAGAACCUCAACCUCAUGAGCAACCUCGUGGACCCCGUAGUGGACAAGUGCACGGCCAUGGGCAUCGACAUCGCCGGCAGCUCCCGUGUCGGCAGCGACGACGCCGUCACCGUCGGCGACGAGGACAGCGCCACGUCCGACUCGAGCGCCAGCGGCUCCUCCAACGCUGCUGCUAGCACUGUACAAGCGUCUGCCGUCUCGGUCGUCGCCAUUGCCAUCUCUGUGGGCCUCCUUCUCGUGCACUAA
Molecule: messenger RNA, 551 nt
Organism: Phytophthora sojae
Lineage: Eukaryota; Oomycota; Peronosporomycetes; Peronosporales; Peronosporaceae
Gene: SOL5
Product: elicitin
Exons: 1
Coding region: 24-551 (175 amino acids)
Cellular component (GO): extracellular region
Source: RefSeq, a predicted model, not a curated record